UUGUUUUAAGAACAUCAAAUAUCCGCAGGGAAACUAUCAGCCAAUAGUUCCUCGAUAGAAAUACUCUAGUGCUUAAUUAGAGUGCAGUGGCCCCAGUUGUCUAUGAAAUAGCGAUGUUUUUUUUGUUUUCCCGAAGUUUUGGAGGAAAGUUUAGAUCCAAAUGGAUAAUUAAGUUCCUAAGAAGACUAUAGGAAGGACACUAACGUUUUUUUGUGUAGAUAACUGCAAAUCUCCAAUGACGAUUCAGUCUGUGUGAUUUUGUUAAAGCAUGUUAAAGCUUAAUAAUACAAAGAAAAAUAAUUGGAAACCAAUUAUCUGCAUUAAUUUCAGUUAGGAUUCUACUAAAACUAUUAGAUUAUUCGCUCUCAAUUUCUGUGAGCUGAUGGUUGAUUCCGCCUACAGUCUCAUCAACUAUCACCUCGUAAUCUAAUUGUUACAUGGUAACCUGAAGACUCUAUUCACUAUUUACUUUGAAUGAAUGGUAUCCUUCUAGUACAAAGAAUGCUCGCUUAUCAUGGAAAUCUAAUUGGUAAAUCAUGCAUCACAUGCUUGUAAAAUAGCAAAUCAUGGAUCACGUUAUGAUGUUGGGUCCUGUGUCAUGUGGCUAAUUUGGUCUCAAUCAGGCCUCACACUGCUAAUUUUAGAGCCAUCACACGUAACGUGAAAACUCUUUGCUACCCUCUAAUAGGGUGAUAGACCAACAGUUGGUCGUGAUAUUUGUUCAUUUGCUGUUCUCUUUUCCUUCUAAAUUCAGUUUUCAACUUAUUUAGCACUCAGUACCAUAAUAUUAGUAGGAGCAACAGGGUUGAGUGAAGCUGUUUGGCAGUAGUCUAACUAAUGCUUAGGAGAUCAUAUGUCUGCAUGUAUUCCGUUGUUAAAUUUCGUCUUGUAGAAUUUGACGCUUCUGAAAUUUGCUAUUAUUUUGAUGUUUGUUUUUUGUGGUUUGUUGCUCUUGAGAGAUAUUCUAAGGUGUCACUUUCGCUAUUCUAGGCAGAACUACAAGCUAGGUGUUUCAGGGUGUUCUUUGGCUCCAUUGCAGGAUUUACCUCAAGCACCCCCAUGUCCACCAUGGGCUGCACAGUUGUGGCAAAACCAUCCAUUUUGGUUUGCUACUGGUCUUGCUAGCCUCUCUUUUUUUUUUCUAAGAAAAAAUUAUUUAUUUCAUACACAACAAGUUACAAAACACUAUUUACAUGUAAACUAUACUACUAAUAAAGUAAUACUUAUACUGUUAACAAUAUGGUACUAAAACAGCUUAAAGAAAUAUGAAACUACUUAGAAUACGAUAUUACUAACAAAACAAUACCUAUACUACUGAGAACAAUACUAAUACUACAAUACAAUACAGUUACUGACAUAUUGAUAAAUUUAAGUCACAAAUAGAUACCAACAAUAUUUGUAUUUGCACAGGUGUCCUCCAAUAGUUUUUUGAAAGAGUUGGACCAUUUUUCAGUAAAAUAAAGUAGUUAUUUGUCGUAAUCACAAUGUAUUUUUCUAAUUCAAUUUUUUUUUUAGUAUGGCUCGUCACAUAGUCUUUCCUUCUCAAUGAAGGAAAGAUUGCAUGAUGAGCCAUAAGGACUUCUAUGUAGGAUGCCACUGGCCUACCUAACAGAUUCUUCGUUUUCUUUAGCAUUGUACUUUCCAAAGGUACACAGAUGGCCUAUUCCAGGCUCACAGUCAGUGGGUGGGUGACAAGCGGGGUCUGGGAGAGAAAAGGAGAGGACCAGGAAUAGGCUAGUACAAAGAUGGUAGCAAAAUGAACUAGAUUUGGAAGCCAACUUUCUUUAUGGCUGCACCAACAGUAACAUCAACUAAAGAGACAACAAAUUAUGCGCGGUUGUGUCGUCUUCUUAUCGAUGUUGGAUCAGACGCCCUGAGACACAUUUUUGAUGGCAUUCACCCACCGGCAAAGCUUUCCUCAGUUUUGGCUAGUGCCACUGUUCGUAAAAAUCUACUAGCACUUAGCAAGAAAAGAGUCCUUAACCCAAAACAGUGGAACAUACUGUACCCGUCUGCCACUGCAAUGGUGUCAUCAAAGCAGUUUGACAUCACUCUUUUGAGUGUUCUUUUGAGAAACAUCUGUGGGUUAAGUCCUCCUACAACAACUAGCUCGUGGGACAAACUUCCUCCUGUAACAGACAUCAGUCCUGAAGCAGACAUGGUUCGCGUAAAGUAUUUUCGAAACACCGUGUAUGGUCAUGCAGAACAGGCCUCUGUUGAUGAUGUAACGUUUAAUAACCAAUGGACGGACAUCCGGGACGCACUCGUGAGAUUGGGAGGACCAAGUUAUGGAGUUGCUAUUGACAAAUUGAAGACUGAGGGUAUGGAUCCUGUAGCUGAAGAAGAUUAUAAAGAUCUACUGAAACAGUUAAAGAAAGAUGAUGAUGACGUCAAGGAUAAACUAGAUGAGAUGUCCAAGAAGCUCGAUGAUUUGGCAAAAGAGAAAGAGGCCUCAAGAGUGCAGCGAUCUCGGGACGACAGUGAACUCAAAAGUGAGUUACCAGACGAGCCCGCCAAUAUACAUGGCCAUGUAACGGAGGUCAACGACAUUGUUCAAGCCCUCUCAGACAACAGCAGCAAGGCAGUUGCAGCAGUCCUUGUCAGUGGAAUUUCAGGAAUUGGAAAAACUACUGUUGCGAUUCAAGCUUGUCAUCAGCUAGCAAGCAAGCAUGGCAGCAUCGUCAAGUUUUGUUCUUUGAGAUUUGUUCAGUCGGGUGAAGAGAGUGGUGAUCAUGAGGAGAGUAAAGGGGAAAGAGAGCUGAGGGAGAUUUUGAACGUGUGUGUACCAGGUCAUCAACAGACCAAUGAGAACCCCAGACAUGUCUUACUUAACUGGUGCAGGCGACUUGAACAUGAGCUAAUACUUGCUCUUGACAAUGCAGAAGAUGCAAUGGAAGAGGAUGUUAGAGACUCUUUUAUUGAAUUGUUAAAAGAGAUGAAGAAGUGCUCACAGUCCAAACUCAAGUUCCUGAUCACUUCAAGACGUUCAGACAUUGGUCGUGCCACGGGUUUGAACGUCAAGGCUAUCAAACUAGGCCCCUUGGAUUUAGAGGACAGCAUUGAAGUUCUCAAGACUGACGCUAAAUUGGAAUCUAAAUCUGAGGACCUGCGGGAUAACUUGCAACAGAUAGCCGAACUCUGUGAGCAUAUCCCAUUGGCACUUCAACUAGCGGGUCAUCUCCUUUCAUCAGAGUCUGAAUAUACUGUUGAAGAACUUAUUCAACAGCUACAAAACAACCCUACAAAAACACUUGGGUGUGAACGAAUGAUGGAAAUAGCUUUUGAAAAACUAGACGAGUCGUUGCAAUCAGCUUUAGUUUGCCUUUCUGUGUUCGUUAGAUCUUUUGACAGGAAUGCAGCAAAAACAUUAUUAGGCAUUGACUAUGCUGAAUACUUAAUGAAGUUGAAAGAAAGGUGUCUGAUACAGAAACGGGAUGACCGAUACCUCAUUCACUUAUUGAUUAGAAGUUACGCAAGACAAAUUGGAAGAAAGAAGCUUCCCCACAUUCUGGCGCAUGGCCAACAGGCAUUUCUUGAGUACUUUUUGUCUCUGAUUUUAAGUAAUGCCAAGGCAUAUUGGGGAAAAGAUACAUGUAAAGACUCUUUUGAUCUGUUUAAUGCAGAAAGGCUUAAUUACGAGUCCGCACUUAGGGAUUUCAGCAACAGGAAAAUCAGGAACUGUAAACAACUGGAAGAUGUUGUCAAUGACUGUCGGCUGGUGGCACCUUACAUAGGAACGUGCGUUCCUAUUAAUCUUUAUGAAGACUUCUUGAAAGGUCUUCAACAUUUUGCCAAACUUCAAGAGAAAGUAAUCCACAGAGUGGAAAUUUUGUGCCUUCGUUACCACGAAGGAAGGAAACGUGGUGGUGCCAGGAAGGAGUUGCAAGAGAAAGCAAUUAAAUUGCAUGACGAAAAUAGCGACCUUUUUGAACAAAACGGUUUGUCUGAGGUAUUUUAUGCCAGCCAUUUUGCUAGAUACCUCUUACAAGAUUGUAAUCGAGGAGAGGAAGGACAACCUGUUUUGAAAAAGGCACUUUCAGUUUAUGAAAACGAAAAAGCUGAAAGUUUUGAAAAGGAAAAUCCUGAAUCUACAUACGAUGUGGCAAGAAUUCAGGGGCAAAUGGGGCAUAACGCAAAAACACAGGGAAGAACCGAGGAGGCUUGUGAAAACUAUUUAGAAGCUUUAAAGCUUCUAAAGGACGGUUACGGCAAUCACAUUUUGACUGCGUUUGCACACAAAGAUGUGGCAGAUUCGUAUUUGUACGUUCAUCAAUAUUCUAAGGCGGAAGAAAACUACCAGAAAGCAAUGGGAAUUUUGGAAGAGAUGCAAAAAGCGGACCACAGAGAAGCAAUUCCAGUCUUUAAAAACUGGGGAAUCUGCUUUGAAAAGUCUUGUAAGUUUGACCAAUCCCGCGAAAAGUACGAGAAGGGAAGUGACAUUGCUGAAAACACUAUUGAGGGAAAUCACAAAUGGAAGGUUUGGAUCAAAACCUACUUGGCAUUGCUUCUUUACACAAGAUACCCAGAGGACGUUAGUACAGCUAACAGAAUUGCCAGGGAAGUUCUUCAAAUGGGAAAAGAACUUAAAUUGAAGGACUGGCCGAUGAAGAAAGAACUUGAGGAAAUGUGUAAAACUCAUUAGACAAUUUGAGAUGAGAUUUAAAAAUUUCGAUGAUUUUUGUACUAUUUUCUAGUUUUUCUGUAGUGCUACCUUCUUUUAGUAAUCAUUUAAAUACGUAGCAGUAGAAUCUUGUGUAACGGCCACUCGUUGAUGGGGCUGCCUCAUCAUUAUGGCCACUUCAAUUACUUAAACAAAGUAAGAGAUCAGCCAGUAACUGUUUCUAAUCGACCUUCCGCUUCUUCUCCAAUUCGAAAAUAAGCUUUGCUAUAAAAUACUACAAAGGGAAUGUCAUUAGAAUACAUAGCCUGUAGUCUCUAAGGAGAAAGCUUGAAACCAGAAUGGUCGACGUCCUACACAGAGCAGUUUAUUGGGACCUUUACCGUUCCUCAUUUUUACAGUUAUCGUUUUAUUUAGUGUAGUUUGAGAGUUAAGGACAAUGGGAAAUCCUCAUCAGGAAGACAAAAGGUGGCCGCGGCCGCUCAGUAGAGGUAGCCGGUUAAAAAGGGUUUUAUUCACAGUAUUUCCUGACAAUAAUCUCGGGACUUUGAUAACUAGCUGCUCAAUGAGGGAUGGCCGCUUAACACUGGUUCGACUGUAUAACUUAUUAUGGCCAGUACGGUUACAUCGACAAAAAAUAGGUAGUUGCAACUAAGGCAAGGUCAAGAAAUGCUGUCGAUGGACAGUGUUAUAGAAUUCACUGAACGAUUGAAUAAAUUUCAUUGAUUAUUACACAUUGAACUCACUAUCUCUUUUCUGAUUGGCCGAAAGCGUACAGUGAAUUUUCGAAAUCAGCGCCUGUGACGU
Orbicella faveolata is the source of this 5425-nucleotide messenger RNA. RefSeq lists its product as uncharacterized. NCBI's taxonomy places the organism in Eukaryota, Metazoa, Cnidaria, Anthozoa, Scleractinia, Merulinidae. The record is from RefSeq and is a predicted model, not a curated record. Gene Ontology annotation, molecular function: protein binding; ADP binding.